This is a messenger RNA of Hymenoscyphus albidus, 3939 nucleotides long. Lineage: Eukaryota; Fungi; Ascomycota; Leotiomycetes; Helotiales; Helotiaceae. The record is from the annotation of a GenBank genome assembly.
AUGGCUGACCAUCAAGAAACCAAACUUGAUGUGAACAGUCCCAGAGCCAAUCACAACCACACCAGGGAGCGGAAGCAGAAGAACAAUGGGAGGUGGGACUGGCUCGCAGGACCACGACCGGAUAUCCUAUCUCCUUUUCAGAAAUUUGUCUUAGACGGAGUGGAUUGGACUGCGUCGCCUCUAGGUCCCAUAGCUCAAUGGCCUAUACAACUCAAACAAGUGGUUUUUGCGGUAGAACGUGACACACAACCCGCGGUCGUAUUUUGGGGGGAGUUGAUGACGAUUGUUUACAAUGAGGCAUAUUCACAGCUCAUUGGUAACAGCCACCCCAAGCUUCAAGGAAACGAUCCAAGAACUGAUUUCAAGGGUCUUUGGCCUCAAUUCGAGAAGCUGCUGGUCAAGCAACGGAUGGAUGCCGAAACGGUUGUUGAUGAUGAUGCACUCGUUAUGAUCGAUCGCCAUAAUUUCUUGGAAGAGACAUAUUUCAGCUGGAAAUUCAUCCCCCUACUUGGGGUUGAUGGUUGCGUAUCGGGGAGUUACGUUACAGUUGUCGAAACGACACGAGAAGUACUUAUCGAGCGAAGAAGUGCCAUCGCACGUUCUUUGAGUCGGGAAUUAGCUCGAACAGGAACAACAACGGAAAACAUAUGGAGGCGAAUUAUCGCUGGACUCGCGGACGCUGGCAGAGAUAUGACAAGUGCCGUAGUUUACUCGCUGAAGUCUGCGGAUGGAACCUCAGUUGGAGCAUCAACUUGUAAGGAAUUUCGACAUGAAGCUGGGACCGGCAUCAUAAGCGGCCGUGAGUUAGUACCAGCAGUAUAUAUAAUGAAUGACUGCGUUCCUACCAGUCUUGAAAUUCCGAUACGAAAAUCAAUCGAAUCCAGAAAAAUUGAGGUGGGACCCCUUCCGAAAUUCGAACAACCAGUCGCAUGGCGAGACGACAUCAUACCAACCGAUUUUGCAUCUUGUCCCAUAAUCUCUACGGAUACAGAUGAGUUACUAGCAGUUCUAGUACUGGCACUCAAUCCCGGAAGGCCCUUCGAUGGCGAAUACCGAAAUUUUAUUGAGAUGCUCAUACAGCAGAUCAUAACGCCUCAGGUUACUGCCACAAUGACAGGUGAAAGGCGCCAGACCAUCGAACGACAAGAGAUAAUCCACAGAGAGAAAUUGUUGAAAGAGCUCUCAAAAAGCGAGUCGAACUUAGCGAGGAUAACAACAAGAGCCCCGUUCGGGAUGGCCAUUCUUAAUAUUGACGGAUCUCCUGUUACAGCCAACCAACACUGGCAAGAUCUCACCACAUUGGACCUUGAAUCUAGUAUAGCUGAUUGGGAAAGAGUCCUUAUGCCAGGGGAACUGGAUAUUGCUUUGGAAUCAUGGGACCGCGUUUGCACUCAUGGCGAGGCGGUUAAGUAUCAAACAGCAAUCAACAGGCCCUGGAGACCCGCAGGCGCCGACGUCGACGCAGACGACGAAGAACAUAAUUGCACGCAUAUCAUAUUCACAACAUUUCCCAACUUUGAUGAGAACGGAAAAGUUGCCACCGUCAUGUCAUAUCUCACCGAUAUAAGUGAAAUAAAGUGGUCUGAGAGACAGCUGAGAAAGAGAAUGGAACAAGCGAUCGAGAUGAAGUUGCAACAGGAGCGUUUUAUUGACAUGACAAGGUUAGUUUUGUGUCUCAGUUUCUUGUUUCUAUCUAUGUGACCUCGGUGCUCAUGGAAGGAGGACAUUGGAGUAUAGCAUUGGGAAUGAGACUUGCUUGAUACCAACUCCCUCCUAUCCCAAGCAGCGUCCAUUGAUCGGGUUUUGAGCGUUUCAAACGAAGCUCAUCUACCGUGUCCUGCGGAUCAGAUUUACCCCUAGGGUAAAUAGGAGAUUUGAAAGAUUUACUCGAACCCUCGGAAUCAUGCGCAGAAGUACGAGUGUUGGUUUUCUUGAGCUUCUUAAUAUUUUACGAUAGUUUCUGUCGCGAUGCUUGCAUGUCAUUCAGCGCUAUGAUUGUGCUCACAGACAACCUUAACAGUUCACAAUGCUGACAGUGCCUCCCAAGUCAUGAAAUGAGAAAUCCGUUAUCAGCACUUAUGUAAGCAACUUUCCACUUAAUACCAACUUCAAAUUUCUUUGUUCAGUGCGCAAGAGGGCUUACGAUUUUCACUUCCUGCUUCCGACUCCUAAUUCAACAAAAAUUGUGCUCAUUGUUCUAGUGGUUGUGCCGACGAAAUCAUCGCUGCACUUCGAGAUUACCGCAUGACCAUCCAAAACCCCCAUUUUUGGCCCUUGCCACCGUCCCCUACACAUGAGCGCAAUGAAAGGCAGCCAUAUGUCGAACCCCUUGAAGAAUGCAUCGAAUCAGCAAAGACAAUAAUAUACUGUGCUAUGCAUCAGAAACGAAUAAUAGACGACAUAUUAACGCUCUCUCGCCUGGACUCCAACUUGCUUCCAGUUUGCCCAGAACCCUCUCAACCAAUCCAUCUCAUCAGAUCUGCCAUGAAGAUGUUUGAUAAUGAGCUCAGACAUGCUGCGAUUGAGUUUGAAUUCAUCGAGGAGGCAUCAAUCCAAACUCUUGGUGUCCAUUGGACAUUACUGGACCCUUCCCGUGUCCUUCAGGUUUUGAUAAACCUCAUGACAAAUGCCAUCAAGUUUACUCGAUCACUGCCAAACGCCCGGAUUCAAAUCAAUGUAGGAGCAUCUUUACAAUUACCUUCGGAAACGAAUGAGCAUGGAGUCGAAUACGUUGCGAAAAGCAAAAACAGCAGUAACCAGGACCAGACGGGAAAGGCAGAGUGGGGAGAUGGUGAAAUUAUUUACCUCAGCGUUACUGUGAAAGAUACCGGCUGUGGUUUGAGCAGGGAGCAGAAGACGAACCUCUUUCGACUUUUUCAACAAGGAAGUCCCAGAACCCAUAUUCAGUACGGAGGAUCAGGACUAGGUCUCUUUAUUUCUCGCCAACUUGUUGAGAUGCAGGGGGGCCAAUUCGGAGUUGUCUCGGAGCUGGGGAAAGGCUCAACUUUCCAUUUCUAUAUCAAGACGCGGAGAACGCAUCCGCCAAAAUCAGAGGACUUGGGCUCCGCAAAUAAUGAUAUUCAGCUCAUGAUGAGUCAAGAUGCUCUUCGAGAGGCAUGCGGUGUUCAAAUAUCUCCUGUACAAGAGGUGGUUGAAGACAAAAUGUCGAAGUUGGAAAUAGGAGAAGUUGCGGCAGAACGCUCUCGCAAAGCCUCGACAAAACCGAAUCCCAGCUACAACAUCUUAGUAGUGGAAGACAAUUUAGUGAACCAAAAGGUUGUCACGAAACAGCUGCGUAAGGCGGGACAUACCGUGUCAGUGGCCAACCAAGGGGAAGAGGCUAUGGAGUUCAUUCAGCGCUCGGAAUAUUGGGCGCCCAGUAAGUCUUCUGGCGAUGGCACAAGAGAAAAACUUGAUGUCGUUCUGAUGGAUCUUGAAAUGCCGAUUUUGGAUGGGUUGAGCUGCGUUAAACGUAUUCGGCGGCUGCAAAGAAAAGGCCAAAUUCUUAGGCACGUGCCCGUUAUUGCGGUGACAGCAAAUGCUCGCAAAGAUCAAAUCUUGGAUUGUAUCGAAGCUGGAAUGGUGAGUUGAUUUGCAUCAAGGAUUCUAUUAUGGUGUGGGGAUUGACUAAAUGUACGCAGGAUGAUGUGACAACGAAACCUUACCGCAUGAAAGAUAUGCUUCAACAGAUCGAUGCUUUGAUGGCGAAGGACUUUUCUUGCUAGAAAUAGGAAGAAUGGAUUCAUAGAUCCGUAAUGUAAUAGGAUAGAAUGUUAGGUGAAACGAGACAAAUGAGUUAUGAUGGUCGUUUAGGAUUUCAAGAUCUUGGCCGUUUUGUGUCUCUGAAUUUGGAGCGUGGGAAAUAGUCUAGAUUCAUUAGACGCAUUAUAUUAACAGAUUUGUACGAGUUGCAGAUCUUGUACUUGAAAAUUUGAAGCG